AAGUUGAAGCCCCAAGAAUACAGAGGCCCCAACCAAAACAUAAAAUGCGUGACGCCAUAUUUCAAAAGGUGCAUAAGGUUAUGUCCCUUUUCAAGCAGUGCACCACCAUGAAAGAGGUCAAGCAAACCCAUGGCCAUAUCAUCCGUAAUGGGGUCGAUCAAAACCCCUUUGUUCUUGGAAAGAUCAUAUCUUUUUGCGCGGUUUCGGAGCGUGGAGACAUGAACUAUGCGGCCUCGGUUUUCAGCAGCAUUGAAAACCCAGAUGGGUUUCUAUGGAAUUCUAUGAUUAGGGGGUUUGGAAAAACCAGGAAGCCUGAAAAGGCAUUUGAGUUUUAUAAGAGAAUGCAAGAGAAAGGAGAGGUGGCUGACAAUUUCACACUCUCCUUCUUGCUCAAAGCUUGUGGGCAAUUGGGUUCAUAUUUGUUGGGCAAACAGAUGCAUUGUGCCACUCUGAAACUUGGGCUAGAGUCUCAUGUGUUUGUAAGGAACACUCUUAUUCAUAUAUAUGGUGUGUUGCGGGAUGACCAAACUGCAACCAAACUGUUUGAAGAAAUACCUAGUCCAGAUUUAGUGGCUUGGAACACUAUCAUUGAUAGUCAUGUCAAUUGUGGAAAGUGCAAGGAAGCACUUGACUUGUUCUUACGACUGCUACAGAGCAGCGUAGAGCCUGACGAGGCCACCGUGGUUGUGACCCUCUCGGCAUGUUCUACACUGGGGGCAUUAGAUUUUGGGAGGUGGGUUCAUUCUUGUAUUGAUCAAGUGAAUCUUGGCGAUAUUGUGACGGUGUCUAAUUCGCUCAUCGACAUGUAUGCAAAGUGUGGAGCUUUUGAAGAAGCAUAUGAGACAUUCAGUAAGAUGGAAGGGAAGAACAUAGUGUCAUGGAACACGAUAAUUCUGGGGCUUGCAAUGCAUGGCCAUGAGGACGAUGCUAUGGAAUUGUUCUCGAAAAUGUUGGAGGAAAAGCUUGAGAUACCAGAUGGUGUUACUUUCUUGGGAGUUUUGUGUGCUUGUAGUCAUGGAGGGAUGGUUGAUGAAGGAAGAAGAUAUUUUGAUGUUAUGAGCAAAGAGUAUCAUAUUCAACCAACAAUGAAGCACUAUGGAUGCAUGGUUGAUAUGUUGGGGCGAGCUGGGUAUGUGGAGGAGGCCUACAAUUUAAUCAGGAGCAUGCCAAUGGAGUGUAAUGCCAUUGUAUGGAGGACAUUGUUGGCAGCAUGUCAGGUGCACAGUGACGUUGAGCUUGGGGAAAAGGUGAGGAGCCAUGUUUUGGAGCUGGAACCAGAUCAAGGUCAUAGCAGCGACUAUGUUCUUCUGGCUAACAUGUAUGCAAGCGUGGGCCAAUGGAACGAAGUUAUGAGUGUGAGGAAAUCAAUGAAGGACAGGGGAGUUCAAAAACCAGAGCCUGGUAAUAGCCUGGUUGGAGCAUAUUCUCAUAUGAUAUGAGGUUUGAAAUGGACUCAACUGAAGCCUGUUAU
Messenger RNA from Prunus dulcis (almond), 1471 nucleotides. RefSeq names its product pentatricopeptide repeat-containing protein At4g21065-like. Lineage: Eukaryota; Viridiplantae; Streptophyta; Magnoliopsida; Rosales; Rosaceae. The record is from RefSeq and is a predicted model, not a curated record. The transcript has a single exon. Gene Ontology annotation, molecular function: protein binding; RNA binding. Gene Ontology annotation, biological process: RNA modification. The coding region runs from base 45 to 1439 and encodes 464 amino acids.